Molecule: messenger RNA, 2382 nt
Organism: Theileria orientalis strain Shintoku
Lineage: Eukaryota; Apicomplexa; Aconoidasida; Piroplasmida; Theileriidae
Product: beta adaptin
Exons: 4
Coding region: 1-2382 (793 amino acids)
Biological process (GO): vesicle-mediated transport; intracellular protein transport
Cellular component (GO): clathrin adaptor complex; membrane coat
Source: RefSeq, a predicted model, not a curated record
AUGGAUAAAAAGCACUUUAAAGGGAGCCGCCGCUCCGAAUUACAGGAGUUGAGAGAGGAACUCCAAAGCACAGACAAAGAUAAGCAAAAGGAAGCAAUCAAAAAGGUAAUAGGAGCAAUGACAACAGGAAAGGACGUAUCGAGCCUGUUCCCAGACGUAGUAAACUGUAUACAGACGAACAACAUAGAAUUAAAAAAACUAGUGUACCUGUACGUGAUAAACUACGCAAAAGUGCAGCCGGAACUGGCAAUACUAGCAGUAAACACAUUCUGUAAAGACUCAUCAGAUCGCAACCCACUGAUAAGGGCGUUGGCAAUAAGAACAAUGGGAUACAUAAGACUGACGGCAAUAACGGAGUACCUGGUGGACCCUCUGAAGAGGUGUAAAAACGACCCGGACCCGUACGUGAGGAAAACAGCAGCAAUAUGCAUAUCGAAGCUAUACGGUAAGAACCGUUUAGGAAUCUCGCCGACACUAGUGCACGAGGAGGGGUUUCUGGAAAUGUUGCAGGAAAUGCUCUCAGACCAGAACCCAAUGGUAAUAUCGAACGCAGUAGCAACGCUAGUGGAAAUAUCGGAGCUGUCAGGAGAUAACAUAUUCCUGACGAUGCUAAACAGAGAUAAGAACGCACUGGACAGGUUGUUAAACGGACUUAACGAGUGUAUCGAAUGGGGACAGGUGUACAUCCUUGACGCGCUUGUGUACUAUAACCCGCCGGACGCAGUACAGGCGAAGAAGGUGAUCGAAGGAGUGACGCCGAGGUUCUCGCACAUUAACCCGGCAGUGGUGAUGUCAGCAAUCAAGGUGGUGCUGAAGAUGAUGAACAAGAUCCCAGACAAGGAGUACCUGAGAGCAAUAGGAAUGAAAUUGUCAGCGCCACUAGUGACGCUGUCGUCGCUGGAGCCUGAGAUACAGUACGUGGCGCUGAGGUCGAUCCUGGUGGUGAUAUCCAACAUGCUCUGCAUAAGGCUGGAGCUGGCGCUCAACUCGUGCGUGAACGCACUGACGGAGCUGCUGAAGCUGAAGGUGAACUACGUGACUGAGGAGUGCACAGUGGCGCUGCGCGACAUCCUGAGGACGUACCCGCAGGUCUUCUCCUACGAGCUGUUCCAGCUGUGCUCGGACGUGGAGGACAUCUACGGCUCAGAGGCGAAGUCGGCGCUGGUGUGGAUCGUGGGCCAGUACGCGUCGCAGAUCGAGGACUCGACGGAGUACGUGCGGAACCUCUCGGAGACAUUCCACGAUGAGCCGCACUCAGUACAGCUGAGCCUGCUGACAGCAGCAAUUAAGGUGCACCUCUCCUGCGAAAAGCCGGAGCUAGUAUCGCAAGUCAUCAGCAAGCGCGGCCUCGAGAGCAGAAACCCGGACGUGCGGGACCGAGCGUGCAUGUACCUGAAGCUGCUGGAGUCGGGAAAGAAGGUGGCCUCGAAGGUGGUGCUCUCCUCGCUGCCGCCAGUGGCAGAGGGCACGCUCGACAGGAACAUCCUCGACGACCUACUGGAGAACCUGGGCAGAGUGUCCUCAGUGUACCACCUGCCCUCGUGGGCAGUAUCCUUCAAGGACUCGCUGACCGCGAACCCGCCGAAGUACGCGCCGAAGGAGGAGUCGAGCGACGACGAGCUCGAGGGCGACGACUACUUCAAGAGCGACAAGAACAGGGCAGCCUACAGCAUGGACCAGUUCGAGGGAUACUCGAACAGGCUCCCGGGCUACUUCUCAAAGUCGCAGGUGCUGCUGCAGCCCUCGCAGCGCGGCGUCAACGGGCAGCUGGGCCUGGAGAUCUCGGGCUUCCUCUGCCGCCAGGAGGACAGGAUCUCGCUGCAGCUGAAGCUGACGAACAAGGCCUCGGCAGUCUACGUACUCAUGGCGAUGCAGUUCAACACGAACUCGUUCGGCCUGGCGCCGCUGCCGCUAAACUCGCCGGUGACUGUGCACCCGGGGAAGUCCGCGGAGUGCCACGUGGCCCUGAACACGAACCAGAUCCCGUCGAACAACCCGCCGGAAGACCCGAUAACGAUCCAGGCGGCGAUAAAGACGAACCUGGACGUGUUUUACUUCUUCCUGACCUACGACCUGCCGCUGGUCUUCGUGCACGACGCGCGCAUCGGCAGGACGCAGUACGAGGCGCUCUGGGCGCGCUACCCGGCCAGGGACUUCCCCUUCCACAGGAGGGGCAACGUGGUGAAGACGCUGCAGAACUUCAGCGUCUUCCACGUGGGCAGCGGCCUCUUCAACGAGCCCGACGCGGCCUUCUUCUACGCGCAGACCACGAACUCGCUCUCGAUCCUCGCGCGCGUGACCCCGAGCACGCUGACUGUGAAGUCGGACUCAAGCAGCCUGACGACGCUGUUCGCGAAGUCGGUGGACAAGAUGUUCAGCUAA